GCGGGCGGGCCCGUGUGGCGGCGGCGCGGCCCGGGCCGCCCGCACUUAUUGCGGGCCGGCGGCGGCGGCGAUGUCCCGGCGGUAGCGCGGAGCGGGACCCGCGGGCAGCGCACCACCGCCAUGGGGCGGUACUCGGGGAAGACGUGCCGCCUCAUCUUCAUGCUGGUGCUCACUGUCGGCUUCUUCGUGGCCGAGCUGGUGUCCGGCUACCUGGGCAACUCCAUCGCGCUGGUGUCCGACUCCUUCAACAUGCUCUCGGACCUCAUUUCCCUCUGCGUGGGGCUCUCCACGGGGCGCAUCGCCCGCCGCAGCCGCCGCGGGCCCCGCGCCACCUACGGCUACAGCCGCGCCGAGGCGGUGGGAGCCCUCAGCAACGCCGUCUUCCUCACCGCCCUCUGCUUCACCAUCCUCGUGGACUCCGUCCUGCGCCUCGCCCGGCCCGAGCCCAUCGACGACGCCCAGCUGGUGCUUAUCGUCGGCACCCUCGGCCUCGCCGUCAACGUCGUGGGGCUCCUCGUCUUUCAGGACUGGGGCGCCUGCUGCCGCCGCCGCCCGCCCGCCCCGCCGCCCGCCGCCGCUGAGCUCCGGGAUGUGCCCGGGGGCACGCCGGAGGGGGAGGCGGCUGAAGCAGGUGAUUCACCAAAUGACCAAAAAAGCCCUGAAGAGGGGUCUGAGAAGAAAAAAGAGAAAAAGUCUGAAGCCUUGAACAUCAGAGGUGUUCUUUUGCAUGUUAUGGGAGAUGCACUUGGAUCUGUGGUCGUGGUAGUUACUGCUACUAUCUUCUAUGUACGUCCUCUGGGGGAUGCUGCGUGUAAUUGGCAGUGCUACAUUGAUCCAAGCUUGACAAUAGUUAUGGUGAUCAUCAUCUUGUCUUCUGCAUUCCCACUUAUCAAGGAGACCUCAACUAUUUUGUUGCAGAUGGUCCCCAAAGGUGUUAAUAUACAAGUGCUGACUGACAGACUAGCUCGUGUACCGGGAGUUAGCAGCCUUCAUGAGGUACAUGUUUGGGAGCUUGCAAGUGGGAAGAACAUUGCCACUCUUCAUGUCAAGUGCCAAACCCCUGCCAAUUACCAAGACGCUGCUUACAAAAUACGGGAGAUUUUCCAUGAAGCAGGGGUCCAUUCUGUGACCAUCCAGCCAGAGUAUGUUGACCACAAGACCUCCCAGCUACUGUGCAGCUCGCCCUGCAUCUCAAAAGCUUGUGACCCUCAGCUGUGCUGCAGUCAGAGGGAGCCCCCCCGGGCUAAAACUAAUGGCUACAGAGAGAAAAACAACAGUUACAUUUCUGCAGGGCACAAAGACAAUGGUUCAAGUAAAAGUGACAUUGAAAUCCCAAUCGAAGACCCGGCAGCAGAGGACAGCCUGAAAAAUUGUGACAUUUCUGAUGACAAAUCACAGGCGAGCAGUACACGGUUUUAGGCAGCUCCCUCUAGUCUGCAUCUUGUUUUCACAGAACAAACGUAUCAUGCCUGUGAAUGGGGUCAUUGGUGGUUGUAGCUGAAGUUGGUGUGGCAAAAAGAUUUCUGUGCUUUAGCUGUAAACCAAAAUACACCUAAAAGCCCCUUGUAUGUGAAAUAAGGAUUAAGAUUUCCACCAAGGCUGUUGCAUUCAUCUAAGAUUUUUCUGAUGCAGCCUUACCCAGUUUGUCACCAAAUAAGGGUGAAUUCCUGUUCUUAGAGUGGAUGGGGUGUAUUGCUCGCUGUCUGCACUGAUGUUUGCAGUUCAUGGCCAGUGGCACUGGGAAUGAAACUCUGGCCUUUCCUGCUGAAGUGAGCUGUUUCGUGAAAGCCCUGAGGCCAGUUAAUGAUUGUAUUGGGCUGAAGUACUGUAUAUUUAUGAAGGACUUCAGUAAAGAUGCUUUGCUGGUCCUUAAACCCCAUUUUUUCAUGUUUUACAGUAACACUUGUGCUCCUGGCCAGUGGGGUUUGUGAAUGAAAUUAAGUGUGUCUAAGGGGAAGCACUCAGGAAUUUUGACUUGCAUUGUUUUCUUGAUUGACUCCUGUAUUUAGGGACAGAGCAGAAGCUGGUCUUGCUUCUCUAAUAGUAAUACUGGAGUCCCAGCCUAAUUACAGAUGAGUGUGCUUAGGAAUAGACUGCUUAUCAUGAAAGCAAAUAAAUACCUACUGAUGUUGUCUGCACUGAUUCUAGCAAAUGGAAAUGUAGGCAGUCAUCCAAUUAACUUUUAUCUUGUUCACCAUUAUGAUUGUACAACUCAGUCUUUUUAAAUAUUUUUUUCCUUCUGACAACAGAAGUUCUAAGAACCAUGGUCUUACUUUAUCACUGUGUGGGAUGAUUGCAUUAUCUUUAACACUGAGUGUCUGUUGUUAUUCAUGCUGAAUAAAUAAGCUAAUGUGUUUAUUA
Molecule: messenger RNA, 2361 nt
Organism: Pseudopipra pipra
Lineage: Eukaryota; Metazoa; Chordata; Aves; Passeriformes; Pipridae
Gene: SLC30A10
Product: solute carrier family 30 member 10
Exons: 4
Coding region: 121-1419 (432 amino acids)
Biological process (GO): manganese ion transport; intracellular zinc ion homeostasis; detoxification of zinc ion
Cellular component (GO): membrane
Molecular function (GO): zinc ion transmembrane transporter activity
Source: RefSeq, a predicted model, not a curated record